Sinocyclocheilus anshuiensis is the source of this 3572-nucleotide messenger RNA. Its product is annotated as PDZ domain-containing protein 4-like. The record is from RefSeq and is a predicted model, not a curated record. The coding region runs from base 685 to 3366 and encodes 893 amino acids. Lineage: Eukaryota; Metazoa; Chordata; Actinopteri; Cypriniformes; Cyprinidae. Gene Ontology annotation, molecular function: protein binding. The transcript has 8 exons.
CAAGCUCUCUAAUAAUAAAAUCAGUGUGUGAAGGAAAGCAUCUCUCAGGGGAAUACGGAGUGGCAGAAAAUAAACAUUUGUUUAUUGCAUCUUUUAUUUAAUAAUUCAUGUUUUAGUCUACGACUUUGGCAGAGGCACCAGGGAGUUCACGUUAGGCAGAUCAUCUCUGAUUAUAUUGUUCAGACACAGUGGGAUCUGUAAAUUUAAUCCUGUCACACCGUGCUGCUUGUUUCAAGUGCAAAGACUUAGGAGAUAUGAAACAUUUUCUAUCUAAUAAUUUAAUAUCUGAUUCGCAUCAUCAUAUGUGAAGUUUUAAAGCCAAAAACAUUAAACCAACUUCCCUGAGUGUGUAUCUUGGAGUAAAUUCAAAGCUGAGUAAAAGCACACAGACAUCAGAGGCUCCAUUCAUCAGCAAUCAAACCUUGACUUUCUCACGGCUGGAUGCUGCAGCGUCUCUGAUCCUGCUUCCCGGGUUGGACCUCAAUUAAAACAGCAGCCAGGCCUGAAUGAGGGAAGCAGACAAAGAAAAGAACAUCAAAGCCCUUUCAUGGAGUGCAGAGUCUUAACCUCUGAUCUCAGGGAGGGAUUACUGUAAUUGGACAGCAGGGAUCGACACCUACGUUGGAGAAUCAGGAAGUGAAGAGCAUCGAGGAAUCACACCCCCUCAGGAAACCACGAGCCACGAUGGGCUGCAACAUGUGUGUGGUGAACAGGCCGGAGGAACAGUACAGGAUCAUGUUUCAGAAGGGAAACACUCUGCGCCCCAUUGAUGCAGAAGUAAAGCUCAAAGGCAGAAGAACAUCUCACCUGUCCCAGGACAAAGAUGGGCAGCCUCAUGAUCCUCUCCUGCUUCAGGUGGUACGUAAGGGUCACAGGAGGAGAUUGGGUACAGCUGCUGGCACGGCUCGGCUCAUGGCUAUCACAGACUGUGUGGACAACGGCACCCAGACCGACAUCAGCUUCCAGAACUUUCUGAAUGGGGACAGAGGGUCUUACCCGAGCAGUGGAUCACCCAUGCCCCCAAACUCUCCUCCCCUCGCACAGCUGGUGGAGCCAUACCUGCUGAAUGACCUUGGUUCUUUGGGGCAGGAAUAUAGUGAUACAAACUAUAGUGACUACUUCAAUGUUGCCAACCAUGAGGUGAAUCAACAAGAAGAGCUGGAAUAUGAGGAGGUGGAGCUGUAUAAGUCGAGUCAGCAGGAUAAACUGGGGCUAACAGUCUGUUACCGGACAGAUGAUGAGGAAGACCAAGGCAUCUAUGUUGGGGAAGUGAAUCCAAACAGCAUAGCAGCAAAAGAUGGAAGAAUCAGGAAGGGGGACAGGAUAUUACAGAUAAAUGGGAUGGAAGUUCAGAACCGAGAAGAAGCGGUGGCCAUCCUGACCCGUGAGGACAGCACCAACUUCUCAUUACUGCUGGCCAGACCAGAGAUAGAGACGGACACUCAUUUGGACCCAGAGGAGAUUGACUGUGAGUUACCUGUAGGGAUGAAUGUGGACAGCCUUAAUACUUCCCAUCUGUCAGGCCUGUAUCAUUUCCGCCAACAGAGACCCCAAGGAGGCAUUCCUGAGGAGACACCCAUGCUCAGCAUAGCAACCCUCAGCAACAGUCAAGAGCUUGACAGUGGUGUGGGCCGAACAGAUGAGAGCACAAAGAACGAAGAAUCCUCUGAGCAUGACAUCCUUCUGGGCGAUGAACAGACCAGCGCCUCCAACACAAAUGCCACCAACACGCCUGGCAGCUUGCGCAAGUUCAGGCCCGGCAGGAGCGGCGGAGGAGGGAACGACAUGCCAUCGCCGCUGUUCCCCCUCCGAGAGCUUCACCUUAGCACAGACUCACUGGACUGUGGAAGUGUGGGUGGUGGGUACCUUCAUGAUCCCGUCAGUGGGAUGAUAAUGCCGGGCCUGACAGAGGAGGAAUGUGAGAGGUACAAGCAGCUUCUGGAAAUCAAGUGUCGGUAUGAGAAGAGGAUGAAGAAAGUGCAGCAGGUUCAAGAAGAGCAGCAGAAAGAAGGAGAGACACAAGUGGAAGCUGAGAAUAGGGAGGAGACUCUGGAUGAGAACAGUAAUGAGAACCUGACUCCACAUGAGAUGGCGCUUUUGGAAGAGGAAGUGAGGCACCUUGAGUUCAAGUGCCGGAACAUUCUACGGGCACAGAAGAUGCAGCAGUUAAGAGAACUCUGUUUAAAAGCCUGGCUGAUGGAGGAAGAAACAUCUGGCAGGGUGUCUGCAGAACCUCAGGGGUCUCCACUGCACGAACUGUCUGACAUCAACGAACUUCCAGAGAAGGAACGGUCGGACAAGGACAGCACCAGUGCUUACAACACCGGGGGAGAGAGCUGCAGGAGCACACCUAUGGUGAGUGAGCAUCGACUUCCAGUUUCUCAGCUAGAUGAGUCCACAAGCCCUCUACCGAGUAGACACAGGGACCGACCAACCUGGAGUGAAAGAGGACGAGCAAGCCUCAACAGUUCAUAUUCACCAAGCAGCUACAAGAAGUUUCAGACUAACACCCCUAUGAACCAGAAAUUCUGCUCACUCACAAGAGAAGGAACCAUCCGUCGCAUGCCCGAAGGGGUGACACAAGGUGGAAAUUCUAGGGUGAGCAGCCAUAACAGGAAUGGUGGUCGCAGUGCUGAGUCAAGUCCUUACUUCACUCGACGCCGUCAUUCCAACUGCUUCACUCCAGAGCGCUACCAGAGUUGCAUGCAUCUGGGAUCAUCACUUUCUGAGAGUUCUGGACCUUUGGAUAGAGCUGUGGAAGGAGAAAGUGAGGCACCAAUGGGCGGCAGUGACCCUGAGGGCCAUGGGAAUGCCACCUUGGGGUCGUUGCCUCGACCCAGCCCAGUGAAGCUUUCUCUGGCCUUACCAUUGCCACUUCCCCCUGCGUCACCACGCAUGGAGUGGAAGGUGAAGAUAAGAAGCGAUGGGACCCGCUAUGUGGCCAAACGUCCCGUCCGAGACCGGCUCUUGAAAGCCCGAGCUAUGAAGAUCCGUGAGGAGCGUAGUGGAAUGACGACUGAUGAUGACGCAGUGAGCGAAAUGAAGAUGGGUCGCUACUGGAGCAAAGAAGAGCGUAAGCAACAUCUGCUGCGGGCCCGCGAACAGCGCAGACGCAGAGAGUUUAUGAUGCAGAGUCGCUUGGAAUAUAUGAGAGAACACGGUCUGGACAUGGGCAAGGAAAGCCAGUCGGAGUCAGGGCAGAACCCAGCCUCAAUCCUGGAGCUCAGUCAGAAAAAGAGCUCCAAGAAACGCAACCGACGCAUACUGGACAACUGGAUCACCAUCCAAGAGCUACUGGCACAUGGCUCUCGCUCUCCAGAUGGGACAAAGGUGUAUAAUCCUCUUCUGUCUGUUACCACAGUCUGAUGGUGUGGAAGGACAACAGGAAGAGAAUCUAUUUUAUAGUUCUCAACAGUUUCAAGCGUCAAGCCACAUUAAUAAUAUGGCUAAGCAACGUCUAGCAACUAUCGCCCUCUCUAAUUUAAUUUCAACAAAUCCUAUUUGUAACGAGCACUUGAAGUUAAAAUAUCUGAAAGUCCCAAACCAGACAAACUUACUUGAGAAGCAACACU